AUGAGUAACAGUUCUGGGCUGGACCUGGGGCUGUACAUGUCAAAGGUGGAGCGCAGGAUCUUUGCCUUCAUCACCACGUUUCCAUGUGUGCUGUGUUUGCUGGUGAAUGGUCUGUUGUUGUGUGUACUGCGCUCUAAGGCGGCCUUCAAGGAGACCCCUCGAUACUGUCUCCUGUUUAACCUGCUGCUGGCAGACACUUUCCACAUGUUCUUCAGUCAGGUGCUUUUCCUGAUCGCUAACAAUCGCACCACUGUGUACUUCCCCGUGUGCGCCCUCAUCACACUCUUCAUCGAUGUGUCCAAUGAAGUGUCCCCGCUGACUGUGAUGCUCAUGUCUCUGGAGCUAUACAUAGCGGUGUGCUUUCCGCUUCGCCAUGCCACUCUGCUUACACUGCGCAGGAGCACAGUGGCUGUGCUGCUGCUGUGGGCCUUGUGUCUCCUUAACUUAGUGGUGCGAGUGGGGCUCCUGAUGCAGUUCCCCUUCCACACUCUAGACACUCUGAUGAUGAACGACUACUGCAGCAGUCUGGUCAUCAGGAUUGCGCCUAUGUCCGCGGAAUAUGACCAAGGCUUCAUCUCCUUCCUUUUUGUUUUUUCUGCAGUGGUCAUCUUGUGGUCUUAUGUGAUGGUGAUGAGGGUGGCACACAAAUGUGCCUCUGAGAAGAGUGUAAAAGCUCGAAACACGCUGCUCCUGCACCUGUUCCAGCUGGUGCUCAGCCUGUCGGCCACCAUCUACAUGCCUUUGCUCAUGGGCCUGGCAAAGGUCAUGGUCCUGACCCGGCUCACAUACGUGCGGAUCCAGACUGUUCUCUAUGUGCUUAUCAUGAUACUGCCCCGUGGUCUCAGUGUGCUCAUCUACGGCAUCAGAGACCAGACCAUCAGGUCCACACUGCUCAGAACAAUUUGCUGCAAAACACAUUAA
Molecule: messenger RNA, 921 nt
Organism: Boleophthalmus pectinirostris (great blue-spotted mudskipper)
Lineage: Eukaryota; Metazoa; Chordata; Actinopteri; Gobiiformes; Gobiidae
Product: odorant receptor 131-2-like
Exons: 1
Coding region: 1-921 (306 amino acids)
Biological process (GO): G protein-coupled receptor signaling pathway
Cellular component (GO): membrane
Molecular function (GO): G protein-coupled receptor activity
Source: RefSeq, a predicted model, not a curated record